Triticum dicoccoides is the source of this 846-nucleotide messenger RNA. RefSeq names its product transcription factor bHLH14-like. Gene Ontology annotation, cellular component: nucleus. The transcript has a single exon. Lineage: Eukaryota; Viridiplantae; Streptophyta; Magnoliopsida; Poales; Poaceae. Gene Ontology annotation, biological process: regulation of DNA-templated transcription. The record is from RefSeq and is a predicted model, not a curated record. Bases 1 to 846 code for a protein of 281 amino acids. Gene Ontology annotation, molecular function: DNA-binding transcription factor activity; transcription cis-regulatory region binding; protein dimerization activity.
AUGGACGACGAGCUGCUCUCCCCGUGCUCCUCCUUCUUCCAGGUCUCUCCGCCGUCCGGCCAGUUCGAGCAUCAACACCACCAGUUUAUCGAGUUCGCCUCCUGCGAGGUCCCGGAGCAAUGGCUUCUCGGAGACGUCGUCGUGCCGGCCAAGAGCGAGGACGCGGGGGACCUGUGGCCCGCGGGGUCCCUGUUCUCGCCGGACUCCGAUCUCUCCGAGCUGCCGGCGCCGAGCCUCCCUGCGUCCACGGAGUCGACGCCACGUCCGGCGGCGAAGCGGCGGGGGAGGAAGCCGGGGCCCCGCCCCGAGGGCCCCACCGUCAGCCACGUGGAGGCGGAGCAGCAGCGCCGCGACAAGCUGAACCGCCGCUUCUGCGACCUCCGCGCCGCCGUGCCCACCGUAUCACGCAUGGACAAGGCCUCCCUGCUCGCCGACGCCGCCGCAUACAUCGCCGAGCUGCGCGCCCGCGUGGCCCGGCUCGAGGACGAGAGCAAGCAGGCGGCCGCCGCGAGGUGGGACACUAACUCGGCCUCCCUUGGCGGUGGCGGCGCCUCCUUCCAGAACUUUCUAGCCGGUGACGAGACGGUGGAGGUGCGGAUGGUGGGGCGAGACGCCGCCGCAGUGCGCGUGACAACGGCCGCGGGGUCCGCCCCUCACGCGCCGGCGCGGCUGAUGAGCGCGCUCCGGUCGCUGGAGCUGCAGGUGCAGCACGCGUGCGUGAGCCGCGUGCAGGGCGCGACAGUGCAGGACGUCGUGGUGGACGUGCCCGCCGCGCUGCAGCCCGAUGACGGCGCCGCCCUCCGCUCCGCGCUGCGCCAGCGGCUACGGCUACGCGACAGCGCCUAG